Microtus ochrogaster (prairie vole) is the source of this 776-nucleotide messenger RNA. RefSeq names its product histone deacetylase 2 (gene Hdac2). The transcript has 7 exons. The coding region runs from base 138 to 713 and encodes 191 amino acids. Gene Ontology annotation, molecular function: histone deacetylase activity. Gene Ontology annotation, biological process: heterochromatin formation. The record is from RefSeq and is a predicted model, not a curated record. Gene Ontology annotation, cellular component: NuRD complex. NCBI's taxonomy places the organism in Eukaryota, Metazoa, Chordata, Mammalia, Rodentia, Cricetidae.
UGUACCAGCCCAGUGCUGUGGUGCUGCAGUGUGGUGCAGACUCGCUGUCUGGUGAUAGGCUUGGCUGCUUCAAUCUCACUGUCAAAGGUCAUGCUAAAUGUGUAGAAGUAGUAAAAACUUUUAACUUGCCAUUGCUGAUGCUUGGUGGAGGUGGCUACACAAUCCGAAAUGUUGCUCGAUGUUGGACGUAUGAGACCGCAGUUGCCCUUGACUGUGAAAUUCCUAAUGAGUUGCCAUAUAAUGAUUACUUUGAGUAUUUCGGACCAGACUUCAAACUGCAUAUUAGUCCAUCAAACAUGACAAACCAGAACACUCCAGAAUAUAUGGAAAAGAUAAAACAGCGUUUAUUUGAAAAUCUUCGAAUGUUACCACAUGCACCUGGUGUUCAGAUGCAAGCUAUUCCAGAAGAUGCUGUUCAUGAAGAAAGUGGGGAUGAGGAUGGGGAAGACCCAGACAAGAGGAUUUCUAUUCGUGCGUCUGACAAGCGGAUAGCUUGCGAUGAAGAAUUCUCAGAUUCGGAAGAUGAAGGUGAAGGAGGCCGUAGAAAUGUUGCUGAUCAUAAGAAGGGAGCAAAGAAAGCUAGGAUUGAAGAAGACAAGAAGGAGACAGAGGACAAAAAAACAGAUGUUAAGGAAGAAGACAAAUCCAAGGACAGCAGUGGUGAAAAAACAGAUACCAAAGGAGCCAAGUCAGAACAACUCAGCAAUCCUUGAAUUUGACUCCCCAACGUAAGGAUCCUCUUGAAAAGUGAGACGAUACUGGGCUAAUAAACCUUU